AUGAACUCCAGCCUGCGACAAGCUUCUGGGACGAGUGGGAAGACGAAACGUCGAUACACUGACCCCAACGAUGAUGGCAAAAUGAACGCGCCGGACGAUGCGACUAUCCAACCAAAGCGCCAGCGGGUGUCGCGUGCCUGUGACAGCUGCCGCUCGAAGAAGGAUAAAUGUGAUGGAGUUCAGCCGGUCUGCUCCACGUGCGCCCAACUUUCGCGGCCCUGCACCUACAAAGCAAAUCCCAAAAAACGAGGUCUACCAACGGGCUACAUACGGUCGCUGGAGCUGCUAUGGGGGCUUGUCUUUCAGAGAAUUCGAGGUAGCGAGGACGUGAUGCGUGCCUUAAUGCGUUCCAUCAAUCUUCCCAGCCACCUUGCGACCAUGAACAAGGAAACGGAGGGUUCCGAUACGUUGAUGGCCUCGUUCAAAAAUAGCGCGGUCUUGAAAGAUAUUGAGCAGAUACUGGUCACUCUGGAUCAGCCCGAAGAGCAGCGAGAACGGAAUAUACAAGCCUAUAGCGAUGAAGACACUCCGUUUGAUGUGGACGAAAUUCUUGCUUCCGCUGAUGCCCACGAAUGGCAUGUCCCAGAUGAACUAGGACAGCGUGAGACACCAUUCUCAGCUAUCUUACCACCGGCUCGCACAUCUACAAUCGCCGGGACACCCAAGCGGGCUUCUGCAUCCCAAAUGCAAGAUGCUGGAGUUCAAGCAGACACGAGUCAUGAAACCCAACCGCAUAACAACAUCCUUUCUUCUGGGACCGACAACCGAAUGGAGUUCUCCUCCAGCCGUCCACUUCAACUUCCCUACAAUGCUUGGCCGCUUCUUGAUAUCUACUUCUCGUACACACAAUGCUGGUUCCCUAUAUUGGAGAAACAUGACAUUCUUCGUACCGCCUUCCAAUAUACCGAGAGCGACGUGUACGUCGCCAGUACAUCAUCUGGCUCUGGUAACCAUGCUGCUCUCUGGGCUGUCUUAACAUUAGCCUCGCUCCAAGACGCUUCCAUCCCUGUCCCUCGAGGUUCGCAUACAGAAGGCAAGAUAAAUUCCUUGCAAUUUUACAACACUGCCCGCGAUCUAGUUCCUUCAGAAAAUGGACCCUAUGAGGUGGGACACGUGCAAGCGCUUCUUAUAUUAUCCCUCGUUAAAUUCGGCCAGCAGGAGUGGACACCUGCUUGGAUGCUGGUGGGACAUGCUGUGCGAAUUGCACGGACCCUUGGUCUUGACCAGCCGCCGUCAUCAUCAAAACCACAAGAGCAAUCGAAGCCGGCUCAACAAGCCCAACGAGCCAAACAUGUAUUUCUGGGAUGUUUUGUACUCGAAACACUCAUUGCUGAGCAGACCUCACAGUGUCCCUCUCUGCGUAAGGAUGACCUCGUCGCGGUCGGGGCAAUCGAUGAAGACGGCUUAGAAGAAUGGCAUCCUUGGGAAGACCAAGCAGGACUUCGACCUUCCCAAUCCUCGAGGGCCUCAAUGCAGCGUGGCCCACUACAUGCCCUAAGCACCUUCAACCGUCUCAUAUCACUCAUUGCCAUUCUAAACGACCUUUGCUAUUACAAGCGAGAUCCGACCGUUUCCAGAUCAGAGCUUGAACUUCUCGAGGCUCAUCUGCAGCGUUGGGCUACUACACUUCCCAAGAGUUACAGAGUAGAUUUGCAAAGCCGCCCUUUGAAGUCCCCCUCGCCUCAUAUAUUUGGGUUAGAGAUGACCUAUCAAAGCAUUGUCUCAACACUCAGCUUACAGAUUGCUGAGCGCGAACGCGACCAAAACAUACCUGAGAAACCACACGAGUCGCUUGCGAAUGAAAGCUGCAGACGGGCUAUCCAGCUGGCGCAACUGUACUUGGAUACGUAUAGCUCAGCAGCUGCUCCUCCGACAUUUGGUACGAUUCUAAAAUUCUGCAUUCCAAAGCGGUCCGCUCGCAGACACAUCUCAGAUUUAGAAAUUGCACUCCGAAAUAAGGUUCAAUCCAUCUCAUCACACCUUGGUCAGAUUUUUUGUCUUCCAGACCGCGCCUAUGGAGACGAGAGAGCUCAGCCAAUAGUGCUAUCCCCAACAGCGCAGCAUCACGGCCUUACAAGGACGAAUGACCCAGGACUAACCCAAGAGUCCCAACGCAUGGCCACAUCACGUCAUCUUCAUAUAUCUGCAACUCACGCUUUUAAUCAUCCUGCUACAACGCCCGAUGCUUUCCUCUCUGCACCCUGGCUCAGAGCUCCACAGAGCAUUGAUGAUGUGUCAUUGUUCUCUACACCUGCUCCAUCAUUGACUACUGUAGGUGGUACGUCUGAGGACUCAGUUCAACAAGCACAGUUCGACGGAAGUUUAGGAAAUGGUCUCCGUCAUAACACAUCUGCACCUCCAAAAUCCCACGCUGGCCCAAACAUGAUGCCAGCCCUCUCCCAGCCUUUCUCAGCAGAAGACCAAUACCCAACUCAUCAAGGCACAUCAUUUGGACUCAGCACUUUUGUUGAUAUGGAUGGAUACGUACCACCGCGGCGACAACAACGGAUCGCACCGGACUUGGAUGCACUAUUCGACGAACUCGCAUCUCUCGAUGGCGCUGAUAAGGCCGAUAAUGCGCCUGAAUUUAUGCAAAACCUGGGGUUCGUCGCCAAUUCCAGCAUUCCAGAGAUGUAUUCCUCCAGUCAGAUUGAGCCCUUCUUACUGGCGCAAACACAGCAAGUGCCUGGGAAUGGAUCUUCAUCAGGCACGGAAAGAGAUUCACAGCAAUUGAGCAUGGUAGACCCGUCAAACCGAUGA
Messenger RNA from Penicillium chermesinum, 2760 nucleotides. RefSeq names its product putative C6 transcription factor QutA. The transcript has 2 exons. Gene Ontology annotation, biological process: DNA-templated transcription; positive regulation of transcription by RNA polymerase II. Gene Ontology annotation, molecular function: DNA binding; DNA-binding transcription factor activity, RNA polymerase II-specific; zinc ion binding. Lineage: Eukaryota; Fungi; Ascomycota; Eurotiomycetes; Eurotiales; Aspergillaceae. Bases 1 to 2760 code for a protein of 919 amino acids. The record is from RefSeq and is a predicted model, not a curated record.